Molecule: messenger RNA, 1923 nt
Organism: Peniophora sp. CBMAI 1063
Lineage: Eukaryota; Fungi; Basidiomycota; Agaricomycetes; Russulales; Peniophoraceae
Source: the annotation of a GenBank genome assembly
AUGGUGGUCUGUCAAUUCUUCCUACGAGGGCAAUGCAAAUUCGGGAGCAGCUGCAAGAAUGAACAUCCUGCGGACAAGGGUCCCUCCGUCUUUGGUAGAACCAACUCCGGAGGUGGAAAAGCUGUUGGAUCUAUACCAUUCAGCGUUGAGAUUCUCGCGAAGGAUAUAGCCCCUGCACCGAAUGGCGACAAACCUUUAUGGCCGCUUACUACUUUUGGUCCUGGAAAGCACGAACCAAACCUCACGCGACCUCUGGAUGAAUCGCCCGAGGAGCUGCGAUGGAAAGCCGUACAAGCGAAGCUCAACAACACCGUCAAUGACUAUGUCAAAUACGAAAACGACAAGAUCAACGAAUGCAACAACGUCUAUUCUAUGCUCGCCCAGAACCAGUCUGCCAUGUACGAGCAUGCAAAGAAGCAGAGCACAAACGGCGGUACACAGGAGCCAGUUGUACCCCCUACACCAUUCGAUCCCAACGCGCCCAAACAAUCCGCUUUUGGUGGCUCCGCUUUCGGCGCAACUCCCAGUGCCUUUGGUGGCAAUAGUGGUGGUGCAUUUGGUGGUGGUACGAAUUCGGGGACCUCUGCAUUCGCUCAGACAGCUUUCAGCAAACCCUCAGUGUUUGGUGGCGGAGGCGGCUCUGGCGCGUUCGGAUCCUCAGGCUUUGGGCAAUCCUCUGGGGGCUCAGCCUUCGGCCAACCUGCUGCUGGUGGCACGACUUCCGCCUUCGGAAAACCUGCAACGGGCACCACCCCAUCCGCCUUCGGUCAGGCGGCGCAACAGCCCCCUUCCGCCUUUGGACAACCGUCUCAAUCCGCGUCUGGUUCUGCCUUUGGACAGACAGCGCAACCCUCGGCCUUCGCUGCCGCCGCCGCCAAGCCAUCUGCUUUCGGUCAAUCUGCGUUUGGUCAACCGUCUUUCGGUCAGACAGCAGCACCCGGCACGACUUCAGCCUUUGGACAACCUGCCUCGGGGAGCACGCCUUCGGCAUUCGGUCAGCCUGCCGCUGGUGGCGCAACGUCCGCUUUUGGUCAGCCAGCGAGCGGCUCCACGACGUCUGCUUUUGGACAACCAGCCUCAGGAGGCUCAACAUCAGCCUUUGGACAAACAUCACAGCCGGCAUCUGCGUUUGGGCAAAGUGGCUUUGGAAAGCCGUCGGCGUUCGGUGCUGCAGCUAGUACGCCGGCACCCGCGACCUCUGGUGGUGGUGGUGCCUUCGCCUCUUUUGCCAGUGCCAAACCCACCGCCUUUGGUGCCGGUGCCCCAGCAAGCAAUACUGGAUCGGCAUUUGGGCAGGCUGCGUCUGGCUCCGGGUCGGUGUUCGGCCAGCCCGCGGCGGGGAGUGGCUCGGUCUUCGGUCAAUCAACUCCUGCUGGCUCUGGUGGGUCCGUCUUCGGCCAGGCUACUCCUGCUAGCUCGACCGGCUCCGUAUUCGGCCAGGCGGCGCCCGUCGCAGACGCGGCAGCGCCCUCCGCCUUCACAAAAUCAACAUCUGGUUCGGCCUUCGGCCAGUCCUCGACUGGUGCGUUCGGUCAGCCUUCGACCUCGUCUGUGUUUGGCCAGCCCUCCUCUGGUCAACCUGCACAGCCGGCAACCGGCUCUGUGUUUGGUCAGCCGUCGACGAGCUCGGUCUUUGGUCAAGCCUCACAGCCGUCGGCCUUUGGUGGUGGCGGUAGUUCAGUCUUCGGUGCUACAGCCGGAUUACCACCCAAACGCGCUGCUGCAGCUGCUUCAACAUCAAGUAGUAAAGCGAAACGGCCCAACUUCGAAGGGGUGCCCGCCGGGACCGCGGACGUAUACGACGCCCUUCUCCCGCAGAACUACGCUUCGCUACUGCCCGAAACAGUGAGAGCAGCGUUUCAAGCGAUGUCCUUCGAGUGGGGCAACGUUCCGGAUUGGAUACCGCCAUUGGAGAUGCGAUGA